AUGGCAUCUCAACCAACAUAAGAAACCUUUGUUCCUGUCUUUGUAUCUUAAGAAGAAUAUAACCAAAUUCUCUAGUAGCCUUCUUACUUGCACCAAUAAUUAUUACAAGAACUAUAUCAAAAGAAAUAAACUUAAGUUUAGUUACAACCAAACUAGUAAAUGUACCCUCCAUUACAAUUGCAACAAUAGAUUCUUAAUCAAUCAUAAAACUCAAAUACAUCUAUUACUAUACCAAAAAUACCUACUUUUCCUAACCAAUAUUCUUAAGUAUAAGCUUAGGGAUACCCAUAUCCUAAUCAACAAAUAUAAUAAUAGUAAUUAUAAUAGAAUCAAAAUUAAAUGUAAAAUUAGAAUUUAUUAUUGAAAUAAUAAAAAUAGCCUUUGAAACAUACUUAAAUUAAAAAAGCUGGAACCUUAGCACGUAGAUAUUUUUAUGAAUGGUCAACUUAUUUAUUUAUGAUUGAGAUAUGUAUUUCACUAUUUUUUAACUUCAUUUCUGCUUUAAUUAGUAUAUAAUUGGUAACAAGUAACUAUUAAUGGAAUGCUGGAUUAUGGAUAAUUUUAACUUUAUUCAUAAUAUUGAAUUUAUUUGUUUUAACUAAUUCGGUAUACAUUACUCAUGUAAUAAUUAUUAAAUAAAUUUAGGGUAAUAAUCAAUAGAUAUUUUAUUGGAUACAUGUUAUUCUAUAUACAUUACUUAUGUAAGGUAUUUAAACAGCUGUUUCUGGAAGUGCUAGAAUAUUUUCAUGGGAUACCAACUAUUUCUUUUACUUUUAUUUAUUGAUAUGUGUUGAAUUCAUUUCAGUGAGAUUUGCAUUUAAAUAAAAAGGAAUAAAGAAAAAUAUCAAAGAAUAUAUAAAUUAUAUAAUAUUCCCACCAAUAAUAGCAUACAUUUUAGAAUUUGUAUGUCAAUAUUAUCGCUUUUUCUAUCUUGCUUUAUUUUUGUGGCUCUUAGUAGUUAUGCUUAUAGGAGUUGGAUACAUUUUACUUGUUAAAAAAGUAGUUGAAAAAGGAUAUGUAAUUAUAAAAUUCUAUUUUUUUAGAACAACUUUAAAACUAACCAUAUUUUUGCAAUGGCCAUAAGUUUUCCUAUUUUAAUGAUUAGUCCAUUUUAUGAUGAGGAAUAAUGA
Molecule: messenger RNA, 1130 nt
Organism: Paramecium pentaurelia
Lineage: Eukaryota; Ciliophora; Oligohymenophorea; Peniculida; Parameciidae
Source: the annotation of a GenBank genome assembly